UUAUGUACCACAUUAUAACAUAAAUGCCUCGAUUCGGCGUGCAGUCCUUCCCACAACAAUUGGAACCGUUGCAGCCACUGCUUGGCUGAAGGAUUUGGCGAUUAUUGGCCCUUCUGCGCUGACAAUUCUAAUUUUAUCCGUUCCCCAGUUUGUCGAAUUCAGCCCAAUUUGCCGUCCGUGACUGCAACAUUAUGGGUGCACGCCAUGAAAUACCCCCAAUGGCCAAUGGCCCAUCGCCAGCCCCGAUUGAGCCCCCGCCUGAUGGGGGACUGAGGGCUUGGACACAGGCAGUAAUGGGCCACAUGGUAUGCUUCAAUACCUGGGGAUACAUUGCCAGCUUUGGUGUCUUCCAAGCCUACUACCAGAAUACUCUGGGGGUAUCCUCGUCGGCAAUUUCAUGGGUCGGAUCCGUGCAAAUUUUUCUCAUCUUCUUUGUCGGGACAUUUUCAGGCCGUGCGCUGGACGCCGGAUUUUUCCGCCCCGUCUACUACACAGGGGUGCUCCUGCAGCUCCUUGGGGUCUUCAUGACCUCCCUCGCGACCCGCUACUGGCAGCUCUUCCUCGCACAGGGCAUCUGCACGGGGCUAGGCAGUGGUCUGCAGUUCUGUCCCGUUAUGGGAUUGGUGGCCACCUACUUUGCCAAACGUCGGGUCUUUGCCUUGGCGUUUGGUCUCGUCGGAAGUGGGACCGGGGGGAUGCUCUUCCCCGGCCUAGUCAAGGCGUUGAUGCCGAUCAUCGGGUUUGGCUGGACCCUGCGCGUCUUAGGAUUCGUCAUGCUUGGCACCAGUAUUCCGGCCAUGUCACUGCUGAAACCCCGGUUACCCCCACGGAGGUCUGGUCCACUCGUGGAAUGGUCGGCCUUCAAGGAGCCCACCUAUGUGCUCUUUUGCAUCGGCAUGUUCCUCAACUUUUGGGGUCUGUAUUUCGCCUUUUACUACGUGGGUGCCUUCGGUCGUUCCGUCAUUGGUUUAUCCUACUCGGAGUCGACCAAUCUCAUCAUCGUCACCAACGGGGUCGGCAUCGUAGGCCGGCUUAUCCCCGCCUUCUUAGCGGAUGCCUACUUUGGUCCCCUGAAUACUAUCAUCCCGCUGGCUUUAGGGGCUAGUCUGAUGAUGUUCUGCUGGGCGGCCGUGCACUCGGUCGCGGGGUUGUACGUUUUUGCCGUGUUAUACGGCAUGUUCUCCAACGGGGUACAGGGCCUGUGGCCAUCGACACUCUCCAGUUUGACUCCGGACCUCACCAAGACAGGGGUCCGCAUUGGUAUGGGCUUCACUGUCGUAAGCUUCGCCUGUUUAACUGGCCCCCCUCUCGGUGGAGCCCUCAUUGCCAGGGCAGAUGGUUACAUUGGAGCGCAAAUUUGGGGUGGAUUGACCUUCGCAUUGGGCGCGGUGGUUCUGAUUACCGCACGACUGUCGAAAACAGGGGCGUCUGUGAAGGCCAAGAUUUAAUUUAGAUCUGAUAUUUCCGAAUGUACAUAGAUUUGCAGCGGAUAUUCGCGGGAAGUCUACCAGUCUACACAUCUAUAUUAAGCACAUCCGGCGCCAGUCGAAAAUAAUUGUCGAUCAUCUUUCUCCACGACUCCGUCAAAGGGACACUUACAGCGACUUGUUUUCAAGUCUGACGGCGACCCGCCUCGUAUUGAUUACUCUGCAUAAGAGGAAUGGAGACGGAACCC
This is a messenger RNA of Aspergillus alliaceus, 1675 nucleotides long. Its product is annotated as putative MFS monocarboxylate transporter. NCBI's taxonomy places the organism in Eukaryota, Fungi, Ascomycota, Eurotiomycetes, Eurotiales, Aspergillaceae. Gene Ontology annotation, molecular function: transmembrane transporter activity. Gene Ontology annotation, cellular component: fungal-type vacuole membrane. Gene Ontology annotation, biological process: transmembrane transport. The transcript has a single exon. Bases 192 to 1448 code for a protein of 418 amino acids. The record is from RefSeq and is a predicted model, not a curated record.